Molecule: messenger RNA, 4373 nt
Organism: Drosophila suzukii
Lineage: Eukaryota; Metazoa; Arthropoda; Insecta; Diptera; Drosophilidae
Source: RefSeq, a predicted model, not a curated record
UCCGAGAUUGACUAUCUUCGUUCUCGAUUCCUGAAAGAAAAAGCAGCCAUGAAACGAGGGUUUAUUUCGAUUUUGGUCAUGUUAUUGACCUUUCAGAAACCCACACAAUGCAAACCAAAUUUUAAUUUUAUGAACGAAGAAGAAAUGUUGCAUUUGAGAAAAAUCUAUAAGCAAAUUGAUAGAUUGAACAAUCUGAAUGUAGUUCAGCAUAGACAUGGACCUGCCUUUGCUUUACGUUCCGGCUAUCUUACAGAUUUCUAUAACAAAGAGGGUUGGAUUUCAGAACUAUACGAGGAUAUGAGACGGUACGAGACGAUGAAAUUUGAAAAUGAUACGCAAAUAAAUUUGGCUGAGGCACAGCUUUCUACCGGACGCAAGGAGAAUCUUCAAUUGAUGGAAAACAUUCACCUCAAACUCUUCAAGGAUAAUUUGAUCGGCUACCUGGCAAGAGGUAACCAGCUGUGGUACAUCUCUACUUGCGAAACGCCUCAGUCCCCACAGCAGUUUCUUUACACGCUAUAUGUGGACUACAUUCUACUCGAACUGAAGGCCCACGCAUUGGUAGAGUGGUCCUGGAUGUUGCUCAGGAAGUUCGGAAAGGGAGGAUCCAUCGAGGAGGAGAAAGCUACUCGGGAAGCUUACCAGCGAAGGACACCCGGAACUCUUCCAAAGAUCAAGGACUUGAUGAGCCAAGCAGAUCGCUCCGUUUGGCGGUGCGACCCAAGGGAACACAAGGCCGGGGUCACCUACGAGGAGGUCACCCGCCUGCUGCAGGGUUAUGUGGAGAACGAGGUGGACCUGAACAGCGACGGAACCUGCCGCCGUGACUGUGGCUACUACACAUCCUCCAGAAGUGAGGGGUGUUUCGACAACAAGUUCUGUUCGGAGCAACCAAAAUGCGCUGGGGGAGUGUACGACUGUCGUUAUGUGGAAUCAGAUAUGCAGAUUUGUCAGGCGGAUAAUAACUCCAACAGACGAUACGAGUUCAUCCAGUAUGAAAGUGGACUUGUUCAUGGGCAGAAAGGAUCGUGUUACACGUGGCUAAACCGUGUCAAGAGUUGGAAUCGAUGGAUUUUUCAAGAAUGCAGCUAUUGUGUUUGCCUGUGCGAUGAUCAAAGCCCCAAGUCGGAUCGGUUCUUUAACCUACGACCUGUGAUCGCCGAUGUGAAGAAGAACAGAAUCGUGACGGGACUUCGAUUUGUUAAGAGGAAUCGCAUUUUUCACCUGCAGAUUCAGGAGGGCGAGCUCCUGCCCCUUGGAGUCAUUAAUGAGUCCACUCUUCAGUGGAAACCGGUGGAUACCUACACCAUAUCCGAUGAGGACGUGAAGAUAAACGUUGACUUUCACGUGUUGACCUAUGAAAAGAGAUCCAUAAGUCUAGGCAAAGUGGAGGCGAAGAACAACUCUGUGGUUACCGGGCUGCGGUUCCAAGUGGUCGGAACCCAUCUUCAACUGGAGGCCCGAUUCAGCAGAGUCGAUUUUGAAAACGGAAAGCUCAUCGAGCCGAAGACAGCGAGCUUUUGGCUAUCCGGGGGCAAUGAUGAACCAAGGAAGAAGAUAUCCCUAAAGGACGCCCAAGUGCCCACGCGAUCCUCUGACUCUUCAACACCUUACCCGAGUGACAACCAGUAUAUCGAAUUUACCAACACAGGAUUUGACCAGGAUGCUGCCCAGAGCACUGUGCCCUAUAUCGACAUCCAGGAAGUGGUUUCUGAACCGGUGGUUCCACUCUCCGGAAUUGGAGUUUACUUUAAAGGCAGUGAUGGCUAUGCUGGAUUUUUGGCUCCCAACAUUAUCACCUAUGAUUUUACACCACACGUCCAGGUGCCCACGUGGAAGUCUCUGACCUAUAAGAGCCCGGAAUAUCGUACAACUGGAAGCUGCUCAUUAAAUUCAAAACAACGGAUCGGAUCGGUCGGAAAGCUUGAGUUCUUAUCAAUUUAUUGGGGAGUCACCACAAAAAAAUUGUUAUUUAUUAUUUGCCUUCAAAUCAUUCAACGUUGCCCAAUUUAUACCGUACAAAAAAAAAUGAAAUCUGGAAAUAUUUUGUAUUUGUCCAUGCUAUUGGCCUUUCUAAAUCAAACAGAAGCCAACAAAAAUUAUAAUUUUAUGGAUGACAAAGAAAUGUUGCAUUUGUCAGAAACUUUUAAGCAAAUCGAUAGAUUGGAGCACCUAAAUGUUGUCCAGCACAGACAUGUCGCUGCCUUCGCCAUAGGUUCAAAUGACUAUGUAAAUGAAAGUAUUCCAUGCGUAAGAGAUAUGAUAGAUAUCUAUAUAACUAUACAAAGGAUAUCACGUCAUUACCCAUAUUUAAAAAAGUUCGAGAUGGAUAGGUUUGAGAAUAUAACACAAAUAAAUAUGGCUGAGGUUCAGGUUUCUACCAAAGAAGACAAGAAUCUCCAUGCUAUGGAAAAGAUUAAGCUGAAACUCUUCGGAAAAGAUGACCUGAUGGGUCAACUGGCCAGGGGUAACCAGCAGUUACAGCUCUUUACUUGCAAAACGCCACAGUCUCCUCAGCAAUUUCUUUACACGUUUUAUGUGGACUACAUUCUUCUCGAACUGAAGGCCCACGCCUUGGUAGAGUGGUCCUGGAUGUUGCUCAGGAAGUUCGGAAAGGGUGGAUCCAUCGAGGAGGAGAAAGCAUCUCGGGAAGCUUACCAGCGAAGGACACCCGGAACUCUUCCAAGGAUCAAGGACUUGAUGAGCCAAGCAGAUCGCUCCGUUUGGCGGUGCGACCCAAGGGAACACAAGGCCGGGGUCACCUACGAGGAGGUCACCCGCCUGCUGCAGGGUUACGUGGAGAACGAGGUGGACCUGAACAGCGACGGAACCUGCCGUCGUGACUGUGGCUACUACACAUCCUCCAGAAGUGAGGGGUGUUUCGACAAUAAGUUCUGUUCUGAGCAGCCAAAAUGCGGCGGUGGGGUACACGAAUGUCGCUUUGUAGAAUCAGAUAUGCAGAUUUGCCAGGCGGAUAAGAACUCCAACAGACGGUACGAGUUCAUCCGGUAUGAAAGUGGACUUGUUCAUGGACAGAAAGGAUCAUGUGACACAUGGUUAAACCGUGCCAAAAGUUGGAACCGGUGGAUUUUUCAGGAAUGCAGCUACUGUGUUUGCCUGUGCGAUGAUCAAAGCCCCAAGUCGGAUCGAUUCUUUAACCUACGACCUGUGAUCGCUGAUGUGGACAACAACAGAGUCGUGACGGGCCUUCGAUUUGUUAAGAGCAAUCGCAUUUUUCACCUGCAGAUUCAGGAGGGCGAGCUCCUGCCCCUUGGAGUCAUUAAUGAGUCCACUCUUCAGUGGAAACCCGUGGAUACGUACACCAUAUCCGAUGAGGAUGUGAAGCAAAACGUUGACUUCCACAUGUUGUCCUUUGAGAAGAGAUCCAUAAAUCUUGGCAAAGUGGAAGCGAACAACAACUCUGUGGUUACCGGGCUGCGGUUCCAAGUGGUCGGAACCCAUCUUCAACUGGAGGCCCAAUUCAGCAGAGUCGAUUUUGAAAACGGAAAGCUCAUCGAGCCGAAUACAACGAGCUUUUGGCUAUCCGGGAGCAACGAUGAACCAAGGGAGAAGAUAUCCAUAAAGGACGCCCAAGUGCCUACGCGAUCGUCUGUCCCCUCGAUACCUUACCCGAGUGACAACCAGUAUAUCGAAUUUACCAACACUGGCUUUGACCAGGAUGCUGCCCAGACCACUGUGCCCUAUAUUGACAUCCAGGAAGUUGUUUCUGAACCAAUGGUUCCGCUCUCCGGAAUCGGAAUUUACUACAAAAGCCGAGAUGGAUAUGGCGGAUUUCUGGCCCCCAAGAUCAUCACCUAUGACUUUACACCAUACGUCCAGGUUCCCGCAUGGGAAUUGCUAAACUCAAAAAAGCCGGAAUAGAUUAAAUUCUAUUUAAGAUGGAUCGGCUCUUGUUUCUGUAUGCUUUCGUACGUGCACCAUCCCAAUUGUAUUACAUUUUAUUAAUGAGUUAUUAAUUUGAACCCAGGAAAGAGUAAACAAAGCGUUUUUAAUUCUAUUAGUAUAUUUUGUGUUAUGGUUGUUUUCAUAUUUGAAUUUCAUUUAAAACUAUUACGAAUUUAUUUGCUUAUCGCAAUGUUCCAUUUUUACGAAUUCAAAAUCAGGAGAUAAGAAAUUAAAAGAAAACAUUAAAUGAAAUCAAAAAACAUUGAUGAAUCAUACUCGUGAACUUAACGAUUUAUUUUGAUGUUAUCAGGGAAUUGUGUCACAAUUUUUAUUAAUUAAAGCGAAAAAAAUCUAUAAGGUAAUCUGCCUUAUCUCUCUACGUAGAUUUGAAAUGAAAAGAGUUAAGAAAUUUUGGAUCAAGUUUAAAUUGGUUUCUAUCAAAUAUUAAUAAUAUUUUUGACUUCAGG